AUGUUAUCAAGGGGUAUAAGCCACAGGUUCAUGCUUGUGUAUAUUACAAUUUUCGCUUUACUAGGCUUCGCUUCCGCGGUAAACGAUGUACCCGACUCCCCUUCAGACCUCAGGGUCGAGGCCGAAACAGGGCCUCCUUCACUGUUAAAACGGGCCCAGAUUCUAGACAGCUGCAAGCCGCGUGAGCGUGAGAUGUUGAUCAAGGCCAUGGAAAAGUAA
Messenger RNA from Pyricularia pennisetigena, 219 nucleotides. RefSeq lists its product as uncharacterized. The transcript has a single exon. Bases 1 to 219 code for a protein of 72 amino acids. Lineage: Eukaryota; Fungi; Ascomycota; Sordariomycetes; Magnaporthales; Pyriculariaceae. The record is from RefSeq and is a predicted model, not a curated record.